Messenger RNA from Mucor velutinosus, 630 nucleotides. RefSeq lists its product as uncharacterized. Bases 1 to 630 code for a protein of 209 amino acids. Lineage: Eukaryota; Fungi; Mucoromycota; Mucoromycetes; Mucorales; Mucoraceae. The record is from RefSeq and is a predicted model, not a curated record. The transcript has a single exon.
AUGGGUACUGAACGAACAAAACUCCUGUGCUAUGCUGAUGACGCUUUGGUGUUUAUCCAUGACUCCAAUGAUUUGACCCGGUUACAGCUCCAUAUGACUCGUUACUGUGCUGCCUCCAACGCCAAGUUUAAUAAUGCCAAGGUGGAAGCCUUUUCAGUAUCUGGUCGGGAUACGUGGGAUAUGUGGGAUAUGUGGGAGGGUCCAUUAUCUCAAAUGGGCAUCACACAUCUUCAUUCUGUUGAGAACGAUGAACCGUUAACCUAUCUGGGAUUUCCCCUCGUCCAAAGUAGGAUACAACGUGUUCAUUUUAUGGGUGCUUUGGUAACCAAGAUCAAAACUGCCAUCCAGAUUCAUUCUGGUCGCUCCUUGUCGGUCGUUGGAAAGGCUACAGUGCUGAACUCUCUUUUGCUGUCCAAGCUAUGGUACAUCCUGCGUGUUACGCCUUUGACUCAAGCGGAUUUCAAGCAGCUGCGCUCUCUGGCUAUUCAGUUCUUGAGAAGAAACAUCUUCCCAAGUCGUUUGAUGCGGCCCCGAUCAAUACUGCAACUGCCAUGGCUCUUCCAUUACAUGCGGCUUUCUAUGUUCCUCCAUCCUCCUCACUGGUUGUUCCUCUUAAAGUCAAAGAGAUGA